Eruca vesicaria subsp. sativa (arugula) is the source of this 1981-nucleotide messenger RNA. NCBI's taxonomy places the organism in Eukaryota, Viridiplantae, Streptophyta, Magnoliopsida, Brassicales, Brassicaceae. The record is from the annotation of a GenBank genome assembly.
CCCACUCUUCAGUUGAAUGAAGCAAAGGCGUUCCACCUUUCGCCGGACUCACCUCUCCGGCGUCCCACAAACAUGCCGAUGAGACACCUCAACGCAAUGGCUGCUCUACUAAUGAUGUUCUUCACUCUCCUCAUCCUCUCCUUCACCGGCAUUCUCGAAUUCCCCUCAGCCUCCACUUCCCUUCCCAAUCCCAAACUAUCCGCUUCCUCUUCCUCCUCCGACGACGACGCCGUUUCAUCGGAUCCGUUUGGAGACGUAUUGGUGGCAUUUAGAAAAUGGGACUCGGAAGUGGGGUGUGUUCGGUUCAGGGCGAAUCACAAGGGUUUGAUCAAAGGGAAUGUUAGUUCGGGUUCUUUACAAGGAUCCGGCGGGUCGGCGGGUUGUGGGGAGAUGAAGAUGGAUCAUGUUAGGGUUUUGGUGAAAGGGUGGACUUGGGUUCCUGAUAAUUUGGAGAAUUUGUAUUCUUGUCGGUGUGGGAUGACUUGUUUGUGGACUAAAUCACUUGUUCUGUCUGAUUCGCCUGAUGCGUUGUUGUUCGAAACCACAACUCCUCCUUUACAGAGACGUGUUGGAGAUCCACUCCGGGUGUACAUGGAGCUAGAAGCAGGAAGAAAACGUUCAGGGCGUGAAGAUAUAUUCAUCAGCUACCAUGCCAAAGACGAUGUCCAAACAACUUACGCCGGUGCUCUCUUUCAUAACAACAGAAACUAUCACAUCUCUCCACAUAAAAACAAUGAUGUUCUAGUGUAUUGGUCUUCCUCAAGAUGCCUCUCUCACAGAGACCGUCUCGCCAAAACCCUCCUCGAUCUGAUUCCUCACCACUCCUUUGGCAAAUGUCUCAACAACGUCGGUGGCUUGAACUCAGCCCUCUCCAUGUAUCCAGAAUGUGUCUCAGAUUCCAACGCCGAGCCGAAAUGGUAUGACCAUCUUCACUGCGCUAUGUCACACUACAAAUUCGUCCUUGCAAUCGAAAACACAGCCACUGAGUCAUACGUGACCGAGAAGCUUUUCUAUGCGCUGGACUCUGGCUCUGUUCCUAUCUAUUUCGGAGCUCCUAACGUUCAAGACUUUGUCCCUCCGCAUUCUGUUAUAGACGGUAGCAAGUUCGGUUCAAUGAAGGAACUGGCAGCUUACGUGAAGCGGCUUGGUGAUGAUCCUGUGGCUUACUCGGAGUAUCACGCGUGGAGGCGGUGUGGAGUAAUAGGGAACUAUGGUAGAGCUCGCGCGGUGAGUCUAGAUACAUUGCCGUGUCGGUUGUGUGAAGAGAUUAGCAGAAGAGGUGGGAAGAACGCCGGAGUUUGACGUGCCUCCGGUGGAUUAUUACAUCUAGAGUGGUUCUGUUAAUGUGGUUUCAUGAUAUGUUUCUGAUACCAUAUGUAAAGGUAUUUACAGACAACAAUGUAACUUCUAAACAUUAUUGCAAACUUAAAUGCUAAUAGUGUUCAUGUGAUGUGAAACAAACGGACAAAAGCAUCAACAAAGAGGAACCAUCUUUGGCGCCAAGGAGAAUCAAAGCAGACAAAGAAAAAGAAUCCUAAUAGAACCAUGGCAUAUGUGACUCCAAGGCUCCAACAAAAGGAAACAACGUCAAACUUGGUUUCACUGUCUACGUCUAGGCUUUCUUGAUCUAGUUCUUUUGUACUGUUUUUGUCACAGCUUCUGUCGGUUGGUAGUCCACAGAGAAAAGGGUUGCUGAAAUAGCUGUCUUCACCAAAUGUGUUGAACUGCUUUCCUCUAGGAACCAGGCCGGAUAAAUUGUUAUAUGACACGUUGAAAACAGCUAGAGAGUUGAGCUCUGUCAAUGGGAUUGGGACAGGACCAUGCAGGUUGUUGAAAGAAAGAUCAAGGCUUUCAAUGUCUUUCAAGUUGGAGAAACUUUCAGGAAUGGAACCCACUAAGGAAUUGUGAGACAGGUUUAGAGAACGUGCUCUCUCUAGAUGGCCAAGCUCUUCAGGGAUUGGACCGCUUAGUUCAUUGUUUG